This is a messenger RNA of Erigeron canadensis, 2074 nucleotides long. RefSeq names its product O-fucosyltransferase 8. Bases 50 to 1828 code for a protein of 592 amino acids. The transcript is spliced from 10 exons. The record is from RefSeq and is a predicted model, not a curated record. NCBI's taxonomy places the organism in Eukaryota, Viridiplantae, Streptophyta, Magnoliopsida, Asterales, Asteraceae.
UUUUAGUAUAUCUUAAAACUCAAAUCGAUCUUAUAUUUUUGAACACAUUAUGGGGAAGCAAGAUCAGUCGUCGAUGAAACAAGGAGACGCGUUUAGUUAUCAGAAAACGGUGUUUCAUGGGGGGUUAAGGAGUAACUCUAUGAAGUUGGGCUCUUUUAAUAAAGGUGGUGGUAAUUAUAAAAGGCAUAAUUGGGCUCAUAAACAUUUUUCCUCCAUUGUUUUCACUGUUGCAUUGAUGGCUUUUCUUUUCCUUUUGGAUUCUCUUAUGACUUCUUUAUUUGAACCACCUUCGAUUGCUGUUCAAACUAGUUCCGUGCCUGGAAAUUUGUCUACGGAGAUGUUUGGAGAUGAUGGUAACAGAAGUGUGGUGCAGAUGUAUGGCCGCCUUGCAAGCAUGGCUUCUAAUGCUCUUGUAGAGAGAGAGCUUAAACAAGAUGAAUCAACAUAUUGGAAGGAACCCCAUCAUCGAUCAACAGUAUGGAGUCCUUGUGCAGAUAGAACAGAAUCAACAAGUGCCGGAAAAUUACAACGCAACACUGGUUAUAUAUUGGUUAGUGCAAAUGGAGGUCUGAAUCAACAACGGGUUGCUGUUUGCAAUGCUGUAGCUGUGGCAUCGUUAUUAAAUGCAACAUUAGUUAUUCCAAGGUUUCUUUUCAGCAACGUGUGGAAGGACCCCAGCCAGUUUGGUGAUAUAUAUCAAGAAGAAUAUUUCAUAAAAGCGUUUAAGGAUGAAGUUAAUAUCGUAAAGGAUCUCCCUCCUCAUUUGAAGUCACUAGACUUCAAAGAAAUUGGUAGCCUGAUAACGGAUGCAGAUAUCAGUAAGGAGGCAACACCAGUAGAAUAUAUUGAGAAAAUACUUCCUCUAUUAUCAAAAAAUGGAGUUGUUCAUUUCCUUGGAUAUGGGAAUCGGCUUGGCUUUGAUCCAUUACCGUCUGAACUUCAGAGGCUAAGAUGCAAAUGCAAUUAUCAUGCUUUGAGGUUUGUGCCUAAAAUUCAAGAAAUUGGUUCUUCGUUGAUUAGAAAGAUAAGGAAAUAUGAUGGCCCGAAGAAUAAAUUAGAUAAGCAGCUACUAGGAAAUGUCAUCACGGAUACACAAUCAAACGAACGUGAUUUGGAUGGGGAACCACUCAAGUAUCUUGCUCUGCAUUUGAGGUUUGAAGUUGAUAUGGUUGCCUACUCUCUAUGCGAGUUUGGUGGGGGAGAAGUUGAGAAAGCUGAACUCCAAGCCUACCGAGAAGAUCAUUUUCCACUGCUCAUGCAACGAUUAAAGAAUUCAAAGCUUAUUUCUGCAGAAGAACUAAGGAGUUCAGGAAGAUGUCCAUUAACUCCAGAAGAAUCUGCACUGGUUCUAGCUGCUCUUGGUUUUAACAGUGAGACAUACAUUUAUCUUGCUGGGUCCCAGAUAUACGGAGGAGAGUCAAGGAUGCGCCCGUUGACUAAUCUGUAUCCUCAUGUGAUCACAAAAGAGGAUCUUCUCUCUCCGAGUGAACUUGCACCAUUUAAGAACUUUUCUUCUCAGCUAGCAGCACUGGACUUCAUUGCAUGUGCCACUGCAGAUGUAUUUGCUAUAACAGAUUCAGGCAGCCAAUUAUCUUCGUUGGUCUCCGGUUUCCGAACAUAUUAUGGUGGUGGCCGUGCCCCGACAUUAAGACCCAGCAAGAAAAGACUUGCAGAAAUUUUGUCAGAAAAUCAUACCAUAAGUUGGACUAAUUUUGAAGCAAGAGUGAAGAAGAUGAUCACAGAAGCACAAGCUGUGCGAUUGAGAGGUUGGGGUAGAAGCAUUUACAAACAACCAAGAUGUCCUGAAUGUAUGUGCAGGUUUCAGUGAUCAUCAUUAAUUAGGCAAAAUAACUUUUUCCUAUUUUUUAGAUUGUUGUUUUUUCAUUAAAUUGUGCAAAUAUGAUCACAAGAGCUAACGAAUUCUGAGCACCGCAAUUUACAGUUUUGUUUCAGUUAGAGGAAUGCAAGGGAAAUAAUGUUGGUCGGUGAGCCCCUCACCGAAGCUCAGCAUGUAUGGCAGUACAUAAGAACAUUCUUUUUUUGUAUAUAUAUUGAAAUGAAUGAAUUUGGGCAA